Messenger RNA from Pomacea canaliculata, 4238 nucleotides. RefSeq names its product protein PML-like. Lineage: Eukaryota; Metazoa; Mollusca; Gastropoda; Architaenioglossa; Ampullariidae. The transcript is spliced from 6 exons. Bases 1456 to 3105 code for a protein of 549 amino acids. The record is from RefSeq and is a predicted model, not a curated record. Gene Ontology annotation, cellular component: chromatin; nucleoplasm. Gene Ontology annotation, molecular function: zinc ion binding; ubiquitin-protein transferase activity. Gene Ontology annotation, biological process: positive regulation of DNA-templated transcription.
CUUUUUUUUUUUUACCCAGUGUUUUUCAGAGGUGCGGUAGUAGUUAUAUUUCGAGAUUGCAGGCAAUAACUGUAUUAAUGUAGGCUACAUUUAUCAAAUAUUUUCUCUAUUUCUAGUUUAGGAAAUUUCUGCUACUGUGUGUCCGAACAAGAGAUGCAAACAAUGAAUAAACAAUCCAGUUGCAGAUAGUUCAGUAAGAAGUCUGCCUAAAAAUUCCAAACUUUUAUAUUUUAAUUUUUAAAAUUACUUAUCACAAGUAUUUUAUGUAAUGAAAAGUAAUGUAGAUACCAAAAACAUAAACGACAUUUCUUUAAUGUAUUUAAGUGAAGUAUGGUGACCAGUUUUUUUUACAUGAUUUUCCGAUUCCUUCUUUUUGACGUUUUUUACUGUUAUCACUGGCAUUGCCUCUUACAUUGAAAGUGGUUGCUCUUUUAAAAGAGAUUGUUGCUUGUUAAUGAUAUUGAUAAUUCAUAACCAUAUGUGAGUGUUGUUACACACAAAACAAGUAUUUCUACUGCUUCAUCCAACUUUCUCUAAAAAAAAAUCUUCAGAUGAAGAAAUCAUUACACGGGUGAUUUCUCUAAGUGUGCUGUGUCUUUGUUGUUUCAUGCAAACAUAACCUUAGUUAAAAAUUUGCUUAAUUAAAAAAAAUUUAAAAGAAAUUGUGAUCCUUGUUAAAAUAUUAUUUCACAAAUGCAGUUGCGAUAUCAUCACAUAGUUUUUUUACCCAUAUGUCUUGUAUUAUCUUCAUGAUUUCGGUUAAAAUUUAUAAUUUUGGUUAAACAAAAAAGAUUGCACCAAUACGCUACCCCAUCUUGCUCUCCUUUUUCUUUAUCUCUCUGUGAUUUAUACAUAUAUGCACGCAGACACAAGUCGUAAAGUUAUGAAUCACCCUUUGAAAGUUUCCUGUCCACUGAAGAUUGUAGGUUUUUAAGCCCACUCGGAUGAAAGCUUGACAGCUCGUGUGUUAACGGCUAUAUUUUGCGUAUAUUUGCGGAUAUUAUUUUAGUUUCUUUUCGGAAUGAAAUGUCAAGAGAGAAGAAGUGAGCAGGUCACGCCGCUCCUGGCAACACACAGAACCAAAAGCUUUACCACAUGCAACAGCAGUUGUCAGGUCGACUUGCCCUGUAACUGAGAUAAAGCCCUGACCUUCCCUCGUUCCCAGUUCAGGUGCCCUAUUCGAUGUGUGGCGAUGACGAGCGACGGUAUCACCUGUACUUUACCUUGGAGAUAUCUCUCCUUCAUGUCGUCCACAGCCCUUCCUGUCUUCUCGCGUUUGAGCUGCUUGACUGGUUUGAAUGAAAGUUUUCUAGGGUUGGAAACAUUGUCGAUCCGUUUUCAUUUUUUAUUGCAGCUGUGUAUUGAAAGGUAAUGUGAUUCACUGAGGUUAUUUUCUUUGCUGACUGAAUCAUCAGACAGCGGAGAUUGCUUAUAUCAAUAUUCCUUUUAAAAAAUAUGUAUUCAAGCUGGAACACACCAUUAGGGGAACAUUCCAAGAUGGCGACAACAUCACCUGAUAAUAGAGCCAAGGAGCUGGAAUGUCCGGUGUGCAACAAUCACUUUAUCAUGCCCAAGAUUCUACCCUGCGGCCAUCUUGUCUGCAGACAUUGCAUUAUAUUUUUAAUAAGUUCCAAGAACGAGUUACAUUGCCCUGUGUGCAGACACACUAUCAUUGAACAGAAAAUGCAAAAUAUUAAGUGUCCAUCGGCCAUCGCUGACUCCUUGCCUACAGACAUUGCCAUGGAUGCCUUGGCUAUGAGUGUUGAUGUUCUUGGUCAGAAACCCGAAUGCUGUGUGUGCGAUGGAGUCAAGGCAGACUUCAUCUGUUUACAGUGUCGAGACCUGCUGUGUUCAUUGUGUAUAAACGCUCAUGAAAAGCUGUCUGCCACCCGCAACCAUUGUGUGGAGAACCUGCGGACAGUUUCUGCUGAACGUCUGGCUGCUAACGGCUCUGCUGUGUGUGCUGACCACGGAGAAAAAUUAUCUUUUUACUGUCCUAACCAUAACCUUGCAGUCUGUGCCUCAUGUGCCAUCAAAGAACACAAAACAUGUUCAGAGGUAAAAGAUCUUGACAUGGAAAUGGAGUCAGCUAAAGAUGCGAUGCAAGUCAUUGCUCACACCCUGACUGAAGGGGAGAUUACUACAAAACAAAUUAUAAGGGAACUUGACUCUUGUGAGCAAGAAUCACUUUUCUGCCAAAAACUUUGCGGCAGUCUGAUAGCGAUUUGCAACAAGCAGAAAGAACUUACUUCUCCUGAUUCAACUCUAAUGGAGGCGGUGAGGGACACCAAAGAGAAACUUUACCAAAGACUGGGGAGGAUCAGGUCCUAUAAGACCAUUGCUUACCGUGCUCGGGUAGUGUCCCUACGUCCAGGGCUGAUCCACGCCAAGAGAGCUCUUCAAGAGAGGAUGAACACUCAAGACCUUCUCACCACCAGGCCAGCAGACACAAACACGGAAUUUCUUCGAAGAACCACGGAUUGUAACGAGCUUUUGCGACGGAUAAAAUCAGAACUAAGACAACUUGAGCAGCAAAGGAAAAAGCCAGAAGAACAGCAGAUGACAUUUCACAGAAACCGUGGCUACGGAGUCAUUUUGGGAUGGAAUGGGGUGUCAGCAGAGUGUCAAGGGCACUAUGGGGGCGUCGUAGUGUCCUCCUCUGCUAUGGAGACCAACUUCAUCUUUGAGAUACAGGUGGUUGAGAUGAAGCGUGACUGGCAACCAGACGAUAUCAUGUUUUGUGGAAUAACAGGAACACAUCCAAACGAUCUCAACAUAAAGCAAAGGAUAUGUGACAUGGAGGAUGUGAAAAUGUGUCACCAGGCAAUAAAUGGAUUGGCGAUGAAUGUGAAACAAUACGACAUCAUAGGACUGAUGAUAGACCCCGCCAACAACUUUCACUUUUUUCUCAACAAACUGCCCUUGUACAUCGCUAAACAUAUUCCUCGGCCUUGCUACGUGGUUUUUGACCUCGACAUUAACAUAAAAAAGAUAAUUGCACUUCCUGCAGUCAGGCUGACAAAUGUGUCAUGGAACUGGAAAGGCAAUCAACCAGAAAAUACUUCAUGUGUGUCCACAAUCGAUCUGACUGUAGAUUCCCCAUAGCUGUGUAUUUCAACCCUUUGUGUUCUUUAACAUAAACUGGACUUACAGCACGCAGACAAAUAUUGUAAACUUGUGUUAAAGUAUGUUUUGCCUUUCCUUGGCAACCUAUUGGACAAUCAACACCUUUGCACGUAAGUGUGUUGAAUGAAACUUAAUCGUCAGUCUAUGAAUACUGCUGGAGUCAAACAACAGUAAAAGACAGGUGACCAGGUGCAUCAUUAUUUUGGUAAUAAGUUUUGUGUGCUUCAGUCAGCAUCUUCGGACCAAGCACAUGAACUUCGGGAAAAAAAGGUCGACGGAAGUAUACACCGUCCAAAACAAAGCAUUGGCGACCCUGAGCAUAUACAUUUAUUAUAAUCCAAUUAUAUUAUGUAUAUUAUAAUACUAAAGUCGCCUCUCAGGCUGUAUACACAUUUACUGAGUGUGCGUCUCUGAGACAAAAAAGUACUGGGAACUUGACUAUCCUUUUAAAUUAAAUCGUAGUCGGGUGUAGAGGUACCCCUGUAGUGGUUCAGUUCGUGCUUGGCAGACUAGAUUGUUGUUUAGUCUCUCUCUCUCUUCCUUGCCUGUGUGUCAGUACUGUAAGUGAGCAUGGUUCCUGUAUUUUCCAAGCCCUUUGCUUUCUUUGUCUUUUUAUGUUUUUUUAAUUGUUUUUUAUGUAUCUUUUCUUUUGCAUUUUCUCGUAUUUUUAUUUUGUCCAAAAUGGGCCUUUGGUGUUUAUCUUUUAGUAAGUUAUUUUUUUACUAAGUUGUAUAGUUAGCUCAAUAAUUGUGUGUGACUAGGUAAGUAUGUGUGUGAAUGUGUAUGUGUGUGUGUGUGUUGCUGCAGUGCUUACAAUUCUUGGAAUAUCUUGAAUUUUUUUCUAAGGAGUUCCUUUGCAAUCUUGAUCGAUUUUUGUGUUUUGCUACUUAUUAACAGUUUCGAGAUUCUUUGCCAUUAAUUAACCCUGUCAUAAUGAUAAUUAAGACCAAAUUGUACACUGAACAGGUGAUCCGCUCAUUACCAUUUGUUGUGCAAUGUAUAAAGUUGAGAAGACUGAGAAAAGGUUGAACACAAAGCUGGUAACUUGUUUGUUUGACUUUGGUAAUUAAAUAUCCAAUAUUAAAAGCUACAAUAAAAAAAUUAUUCAGGCA